Brassica napus (rape) is the source of this 4772-nucleotide messenger RNA. Its product is annotated as eukaryotic translation initiation factor 5B-like. The transcript is spliced from 6 exons. Lineage: Eukaryota; Viridiplantae; Streptophyta; Magnoliopsida; Brassicales; Brassicaceae. Bases 1 to 987 code for a protein of 328 amino acids. Gene Ontology annotation, molecular function: translation initiation factor activity. The record is from RefSeq and is a predicted model, not a curated record.
AUGGUCGUCUAUGCCGUCUCAGUGGCCGUGUGCUCUUCUUCCUCACGUCGAACCUCCUCUUCGCGGUUCAUGAUCUGUUCUCCCGGCUUGAUUCUAUCCGAAGUCGGCACCUCUUGUAGUGUUGUCGAAUUCAGUGGGUUUCGGUUGGGAAUUAGCCUUGUUCUUCAUUUCAUGCUUGCUGGUGCAAGCGAUGGCUUUAGCAGCUCCAGUUUCAGUUCGUCGGUUCUCGAUGGCUACGGACGUGUGAUGGUUCUCGUGUCUUUGACUGUCACAGCUUGCGUUCGGUCUUCGCUCACAUCCCAGCACUACAUGGGCUUAUUUGAGCUUCUUGUGGUGGUGAGGGAGGCAAUUGUGUGCAGGUUGGGCUUAGGUUAUGGAGUACAGAGGUUGCGGCCUGUUUUCCUCGGAUCGGCACCAUGUGAUUUGACGCUAUCGGCGAGCUGUUCUCAGUGUACUGUCCUGGAGGUCAAAGUUAUAGAAGGCCAUGGAACAACGAUUGAUGUUGUGUUGGUAAACUGUGUACUUCAUGAAGGUGAUCAAAUCGUCGUGUGUGGGUUACAGGGACCUAUAGUCACAACGAUUAGAGCGUUACUGACACCUCAUCCAAUGAAGGAGCUACGGGUGAAGGGUACUUAUGUGCAUCAUAAAGAAAUAAAGGCUGCACAGGGUAUAAAAAUUACAGCGCAGGGUCUUGAACACGCUAUUGCUGGCACUGCUCUGCACGUAACUGAACCUGAUGAUGACAUUGAAGCAAUGAAGGAGCAGGCAAUGGAAGACAUGGAGUCAGUUUUGAGCAGGAUUGACAAAAGCGGUGAAGGAGUUUAUGUACAAGCGUCUACACUAGGGUCACUGGAAGCGUUGCUUGAAUUCUUAAAGUCCCCAGCUGUGAAGAUACUUAUAAGCGGCAUCGGUAUAGGGCUUGUGCAUAAGACGGAUAUCUUUAAUGUUCACCCCAGUACUUUUAAAUUUACGGAAAGAUCUUUAUGAUUUCGCGUUAAACUUUAAAUGUCACUUUUGACUCUAUUAUAUGAAAAUGCAAUAUAUACAAAACUCAGAAAUUAAUCGUGGAGCAAUCCAGGAUUAGUUUUAAUUUUUUUAUUAUACUUUCUAGUAUAUAAGCUAGUAUACGUAUCAAAGUAACGUGAAUCAUAUGUGGUAUAGUGGUUUAUGUGUAUAAUUUUAUCUUGAAUAACUCGGGUUCGAGUGGAGGAAAGAACAAUUUUGAUGAUUUUUCAUUUUUUUGACUUAGGAAAGAAUAUACUCUGCGAGAUUUAGAUUAGAUUUCGUGUAGAAUUAGGAAAGUACAUCUUUAACCGAAUAUGGAAGUUUUUAUAUUUUUCGGAUUUGCCUACAAUAUGUAUAUUACCUUACGCAGAAUACAGUAGAGUAGUUGAGAAACAUAUUAUUCCUUUAGGCGUCACAUAAGGUAAAAGGAAGAACAUGUUAUGGCACAUAAUUUAGAUAAGGUAUAUUAUUGAGUUGUGGCUAUAUAUUGUUAUCAAGCUGUAGGUAUACUGAAGACAUCUUUCUUGAUUAUAACAUUUCGAAAUAUAGCUUGGUUAGAAUAUAUAAGAAAUGCUAGUUUACGUUGUAUACCCAAGAUAUAUCUAUGUAUAAAACUUAGUAUCUGAUUUCUAGACUAAGUAGAUGACCAGAAUGAGUAUUCUAACUGUAGCUAGAAGAUAAAAUAAAAUAUGAUUCCACUUUUUUAAAAAAAAAAAUUUAAACAUAUAUAUUGUCAUACUUAUGUUUUCAAUAGAUUUCAUAUUUUUUAACAUUUUUAAAAUUCAGUUUACUAUUUUAAUCGUAAAAGAAGGGUAAAAGUUGUCCAGAAUUGCCCAAAAUAUCAGAAGUCCUAUUGUGACAAAUAAAAGUUCAAAGUGUCACAUUUUUCCAAUUUUCCCUAUAUAAAAGUUAUCUUAUAUUCUCGUAUCAAACACUACGCCGCUCUUCGCCUCCACAUUCACUACUAAUUAAUUACCGUCUCCUUCAGCACUUGAUUCUUAGACGCUCAAGUAGAAGUAUCUGAUACACAAAUCUUCUCCUUCUAGAUAAUGGGGAACUGUCUGGCCAAACCGCCUCCUGUGGUGCUCGUUCCUCCCCUCUUUGAUUACCCUCCUCUCUCAGCUCGUAACAGGUAUCAUCUUCUACCGUAUAUAUAAAGGACACGGAAACUCAAGCCUUCUAUUGAUUUCCACUGGCAUCAUGAUGUAUUUGAGUACGUGCAUAUGUUCAGCUUUUAAUCAAAUGUUGAGGUGAUGCAUGCAGGAUGUUGGAAUCAUCUUACGAUUUGCUCUUUGGAAAGCUUGCACUGAAAUGUCUCUUUGAGGAUUACUUUGAAGUUAAAGACGCAGAUCACUUUUCUGCAAAGUUUAUGUUAAAGCCUACUGAUGACCCUCAUGUGGACUUGGUUGCAUCAGUAUCCUUUAGAAAUCUCUUCGUCUUUUAUAACAACACUCUAUGGUGCAAAUUUUAAGUUUCCUUAAAUAGUAAAAAAGGUUUCAUCCGCUGUAGAUGGUAAAGUAGAAGGAGAUGCAUCGUUUCGCUGGCAAAGGUAAUACAUAUAUGUCAUAUGGAUUUUAAACUUUUAUUUUUAACAAAAAGAACAAUGCUCAACAUCUUUUUAUGAACUUGUGCAGUGAAUAACUUUUGUUAAUCAGGGACCUCUCUCUCUCUAAAAUCAAAAACCUCCAACCUCUCUCUACUUCAUCUUCUCCGAUCUGCUCCGGCGGCUGUCAGUCGGGCGCGUGGUCGCCGGAGGCUUCUCCCUCUCCCUUUCCUCUCUUUAUUUUGCUCCGUUUGUGUCCCCUUUCGCCGACCCGUCGAGAUGCGUGGAGUUCUGGACGCAGCUCCGCCGCGGGGUCUCUAAUCUGCUCCGGGGAGGUUAGAUCCGUGGUUGGUAAGCUUCGAUCUGGAGCUCCUGUGAGGCUGUGAGGGUAGGGGUCAAGCGAAGUCGGCGUUUAGGGUUUGGCUAUGGCGGUUCUCAAUUUUACUUUGCAGAUCCCGUCGUUGCCUUCGGUUUGGAAGCGUGUGGUGGUGUGGUGGACUCUCUCCCCGUUGUCGUAGUGUUUGUUGUUUCGAAGAGCGUUCUUCGUUGUGGAGAGGAGUACAGAGCUUCUCUCUCAUUUCGGCUUGUGGUCUUGUCGAUUGGUCAGAGUGAUUCCUUCUUGCUCAGGGAAGGUGGUGGUUUCGUCGCCGGCACGUGCAUAGAGGUGUGGUGGCUGUGUGGUGGCUUCACGUCUGUGGUUUGGCGCGUGUAGCUGCGGUUUGUAGUCUGGAGUCUGUCGUCUAUGGCUGUGCUCCCCUCAUUCUUGUGGCUGCUCUUCCCUUGCUCAACCAUCCCCAUUUCACCUAUCGUGAUUUGCUUUGACCUUGCGGUUGAAGUUUGUUUCAGGCCUGCUUCUUGUUUUCCUUCGUCCCCUUCGCGGGUUUCUUGAAGCGCAGAGAAGACCGGUACAGGUUCUCUGUACCGGAGAUUGGUUUCACUGGUUAGAUUCUGGUUGGGUCAGUCGGGUCUUGCAGGUGUUGGGGGUAGCAAUCUUAAGUUUCCGUCAUCCCAGUGCGUGGUCGUUCGAGGUCCCUUGGACUCCUCGUAGACGGGUCUUUUCUUCUUUGCAGGUUAUGAAGAUUGCGGGUUGGUAUUGCUUCCUUAUCAGCCCGUUGUUUUAAGCUUAGUGGUUCGGUGGCGGCAGUAGCGAGUGCUUGCUCGUUUAGAGUGGCGUUUCAUGCGCUGUGUGGCGUUAAUUACAAACCCGGCUUUGGUGGCUUUGCAAGGUCUCGUGGUAAGUAUUUGGAUCUCCCUUCUAUUGCUCGUCUUGCGCUUCAUGACAGUGAAGGUUAUAUGCUUCGUGGAGUUCACCGGGAGCUAGCUACUCCGGAGACGACACAGGAAUUCCCGGCAUCCGAGGCAACAAGGAGAACCUCACAUUUCUGUGAUUCAUCGUCAAUGGUGAGAACAACAACCGGUUUCUGAAGGAUUUCGAAAAAUGAACUAGCGGAAUGUGCCGGGUUUAGUGGGCGGGCGAAGCUUGUUUGUAAUAGUUUGAAUUUGGAUAUUUUGUUCAAAGCGGGUUUGUAACCGGAUCUGAUUUGCCCGUUUUCGCGGGUCGGAUAAUAUAUAAAUUUAAAUUAAAAAAAAAAAAAAAAAAAAAAGAACUUGUGCAGUGAUGUUGAUGAUCCUCAUACUUUUGUAGACCUCUCUGUGUCGACCACCAAUCCGUAAACUCCGUUCUACUUUCAUAUAUUCUUGGAACUUGUCUCAUUAUAGUAGUUUAACGUUUUGAAAUAACUCUUUUUGUUAUCAUCAAGGGUUCUGCGGGUGAGGUCUUCUGGUUUCUAUCCUAAAUAUGGGAUUGGAGCAUUUGUAGUCUCCCCUUUGAUUUCGAAAAAGAAGUAAGUUUCAUUUAGGAGAAGAGGCCUGCAAUGUUUUAUAGAUUUUAUGUUUUUCUAGAAGAUGAAGAUAUGUUGUUUCUGUAGUGACAAGUUAUCUGACGAACAUGGAAUCGUGGGGUUGAGAUAUGCCUCAACAAAUUUGUCUCUCGGAGCUAUUGUCUCUCCUUUUAGUAGUAAGCACAUCAACAUUUAUUUUAUUCUCUACAGCUUCCUGUUUACCUUUUUCGUAGGCAAUGCUGACCCUUUAAAUCCACAUUCCAGCAAAGGAAGAAUGGCCAAAGAAUGCAUGGCUGGUAAGAAAGAUGGGAAGACUUACAGUGGGAGUGCAAUAUGGCCGUUAUAUGGAAAAUAUGUGCAUUAUUUGAUUGAAAGUGGUACCA